Dicentrarchus labrax (European seabass) is the source of this 5965-nucleotide messenger RNA. RefSeq names its product Cdk5 and Abl enzyme substrate 2b (gene cables2b). The record is from RefSeq and is a predicted model, not a curated record. The transcript has 10 exons. The coding region runs from base 59 to 1669 and encodes 536 amino acids. NCBI's taxonomy places the organism in Eukaryota, Metazoa, Chordata, Actinopteri, Moronidae. Gene Ontology annotation, biological process: regulation of cell cycle.
UGACAGUUGCGGGUCUCAAGCUGAUCCUCCAGUUGACUUCCUCAGUGGGACAGAGACCAUGGCGGCGGCUGCUGCCUGCGGCCAGCACGGCGCGGCGCUAGUGGCCGGCGUUAGCGGCAAAAAGACGCAUAGUAACAGGGAACACAGUCGGAGGAACCGGGAGAACUCUCGCCGGAGACAAGCUGCUCUUUUGUUUCUGAGUAAUAUCUCGCUGGACGGACGGCCAGUCCACAGUAAUUCAGCCGAGAAUGUAGGAAGUCGCCACCACAAAGACCCCGACCUGGAGGGAGCAGACUCCGGCUCUGCGGCGGCAGCAGCGGCCGGGUUGUGCCCGGAGCUGGGUACCAACAGCUACGGGACAUUCUCCACUUUGGCAGCAUCCGCGAGCUACGGGAACGUCAGUCCCUCCACGGCACCGCGGCCAGGACUCCUCACAAUACCGCCUAUCCUCAUCCUGCCGUCGGACAGCGGGUUCAACGAUGUGGGCAGCGCGGAGGUGCUGAUGGAGUGCCGCAGAGGCUCGUUCCCAUCGCCGGGGAACCUGCUCUCCCCGUCCCCGUCAAACAACAGCCUGCUACCGUCGCCACUGGGACCGCGGAAGUCCUCCACACUGCUGUCAGUACAUAGCUGCAACUCGGUGUCCUCAGAGCCGCGACAAAGGACUCGUAACCUCUCCGGUGGGUCUCCCAAACCUCGACACGCUAAGAAGAUCCACUUCAUCAAAAACAUGAAACAGUAUGACACGAGAGGAAGCAGGAUCGUGCUGAUCUGCGCUAAGAGAUCUCUGUGUGCUGCCUUCUCUGUUCUGCCCUACGGAGAAAGCUUCUACCUCAGUGACCCCACAUUAAACCACCCCAGGAGGAGGCACUCAUCCGGUAACAUCUCCACCACCCUGGAGAUGCUGCCGGGGCUGGAGGGCUUUCAGCUGGACACCUACGGCAGGUCUGUGUCGUACGCCCAGUUCCUGUACCCCACUAACGCCCUGGUGAGGCAGAAGCCGUCGUCCACCAGCGACCUGACGCUGCAGAUUCCCGUGUCCAGGAGCACACACAGCAUGCAGGGCAGGAGCUGCCCGCCCAGCAGACUGAACAGCACUGUGGGACUGGACCUGGGUGUGGAAGAUGUGACAGACUACGACCCUAACCUCCUCAAUGACCCCCAGUGGCCUUGUGGGAAACACAAACGAGUGCUGAUCUUCGCCUCCUACAUGACGACGGUAAUAGAAUACGUCAAACCGUCCGAUCUGAAGAAAGACAUGAACGAGACGUUCAAGGAGAAGUUUCCUCACAUUAAACUCACUCUCAGCAAGAUACGCAGUCUGAAGAGAGAGAUGAGAAUAGUCGGGGAGGAUUGCGGCAUGCAGCCCGUCACCAUCGCGAUGGCGUUCGUCUACUUUGAGAAGUUGGUGCUGCAGGGUCGACUCAAUAAACAGAACAGGAAGUUGGUGUCAGCUGCCUGCAUCCUACUGGCUGCUAAGAUCAGCAGUGACCUCAAGAAACAGGAGGUCAAACACCUCAUCGAUAAGCUGGAGGAGCGUUUCAGGAUCAGCAGGAGGGAGCUGAUAUCGUUUGAGUUCACCAUCCUGGUUGCCCUGGAGAUGGCGCUCUACCUCCCUGAGAGCAAAGUCAUGCCCCAUUACAGGCGGCUGGUGCAGCAGCAGCAGUUAUAGCAGCGUUCACACCCCCCUUCCUCCCUCCAGGGACUCCCAGCACCUUCCAGCUCCACACUGUGACGCCUGGCUCAGAGGCACUGAGGAAUCAUCCUCCUCUCGGACACCAAAGCCCGUCCGCACUGUGACGGUAGAACGACGGCAGCGCCUGGCUCGACGGCACAGCAAUGCAAAGAGAGCAGCAUCGCCUUCUCUUCCUCCCUUAGAGACCAAAGUGACGACACUGUGAUCCAUGGCUCAGCAGCACCACGGGGAUCACUGGAGGUCAAAUCCAUCACAACCCCUCCAAAUCACAUCUUUUUAAAGGGAAUUAUGUUUGUUUUUUACACCUGAUUACACCUGGUUUGUCACACCUUUAAAAAAGGUUUUCCUCGCCUUUACAGAGAUUUCAGUCAGCCUUUAUGAAGCCAUUUUCAGCAGUUUCAAGUACUCCUCUCUAAAUUCUCUGCAGUGGAGCAGGUGAUGAACUUAUUGCCCAACCCCCCCAGAGCGAUAAAAAUGUGUUCCAGUAAUCGCUUUUUGGACUCGCGUAAUGUGACAUUUCACAUUUGGUCGGCUGAAUUUGGUUUUAGAAUCACUCAACUAUUUAAUGGCAUGGACUUAAUACACGUACCAGACCUGACUCUGAUUGUGCAAGUUGGUUUUGGUUUGUGUUUAAAAAAAAACUUGCAGUCACAGUCGAGUUCACAGAAAUCAAGAAAUUCAAGGACAGAAAAGAGACAUUUACAUCCAAACUAAAUCAAAACAGAAGCGCUGUUUUCAAAAAGUAACACCGAAUCAAAAGAUUUUCUCUCCAGCUGUUUUAGCUCCUUUCGGUUUAACCUAAAUUGAACAGUUUUUAACGUUCUAGUCAAAAACUGCUGUGGGCCAAAUUCACUGAGUGAAGAAAUUGACCAGAAAGUCUGAAAUAGCACUUCUUAUGUUGAGUUUUGUGCAUCUGACAAUCAUUUUGCUGCAUUUAAAAGCAUCUUAAAUCAAAAGUCUUCUCUGCAACAUCCCCAUAUUUUUGUACAAAACUUAAAUUGUGAAAUUCAGUUUAAGGUGAUAAAUUCAGGCCGUGAGGGGGAAUACUUCCAGCACUGUGGCGGCAGCAGUUUCCAGUACUUGUUUGGACUCGUCGUCGCUGUUUGUGUACUUUGAUUUGUCGAGGGGGAAGGUUCACUGUGCUCUGUGACACACGUGGAGCUGCAGUCUGCUGCUGUCAGACCGACGGUUUAGAUGUUUAAGUGCCUUACCGGAGGCCACCUGAAGUGUAGAUGAUCCUGUUCUGUCUGUCCUGAGCCACACAUUCAAACCAGCAACUUUAUCUUUACCUCUCCCCCGUAUUUUGACCUCUUUCUCGCGCUCAUGUUGUCGUCCCUCCUCCUUGCCAGUUUGGUGUGAAUGACCGGCUGCACACUCUGGUGGUCACAGAGAAGAAUUGCGUCCUUUGGGAACAACACUGUCACUGUCUCCGUCCCCUCCAUCCGGUUCACACAAACACUGGGUCCCACUGUAGGAGUCCAUGUCCGUUAUGGUCUGUCCUAGCAAAGCCACCUCCAAACGCUUCUUCAGAUGAAACCUGAAUCUUGCAGCCGUCUUUUACCCUAAUUUGGAGGAAACAACCGCUGUUUAUUUUUUAGGUUUUAACGUCCCAGAGAAGCCGAAAUAAUUAUACUUUAUUUGUAUUUAAUAUAUCAGCGUUUGGCUGGUGUCUGGCAUUAAUUCACAGAUGUUCCGUUAACACUAGAGCUGAAAUUAAAUUUAUCGGCCUGUAUCAAUACUUGAAAAUAAUCAUUUGUUUUUGUUUUUAUUUAGGCAAAAAUAUCACACAUCCACUGAUUCCUUAAUACUAAUUUUUUUAUGCUGACAUAACAGCUAUUUGAAUAUUGACUCUGAGAUGAGAAAUUGUAGUAUUUUUCACCUUUUUUGGACAUGUUGUGGAAAAAAAGGUUUAAUCAAUCGCCAAAAUAAAUGACAGUUUAAUCAACGCAGAACAUAAUCUUUAGUUGCAGCUCUAGCUAACAGUCGUCACUUUAUUUUACAUCCGUUAUUUUGUGCUGCGGGGCUGAUAGUGCUCACAUACGGUACAGUCAUAUAUUUUUAAAGUAGGCCGGUGCCAACGCUAAGGCUUCUUAAGGCGGACUGCAAACACAUUAUUCAUGGUUGUUGGAGGGAACUCACUGUAGCUACAGACGUCCUCAUUCUGUCUGCACUGUGACGGAACAUCAACUACCACAAACACCUCUCUGUUCAUGAACUACCUUAGAAAAAGGACUUUUCACUCAAAUAUAUUAUUUAUUCUGUUUUCACUGUAUCAUAAAGGGACAAAUAUUUAACCAAACAGAGGCCGACAGGAUGUUUGUGCCUGGUAACCAUUGGUUACAGGCGGCCAUGUUGGAGGAAAGAUGGCUGCACAAACGCUCCCUGUGGGGCCUCUGUUGUUUUUGCACUUUGCCUUUUUGCUUCACAAUCCUGAAUCUUUAUUUUAUCACUAAGUGUAAGGGUAAUAAUAUUUUUCUACAUUAAAUGUGUCGUUGUAUUAUUGUAUGUUGAAAACUGACAGUCACUGAAAUUGUAUUUAUUGCUAACAAUCCCCCUGAUGAGGAAUCAUGUUUUAAUCCAACAGCUGCGGUUGUGAACCUGCAGAUGAUGCAAAGCAUCUUCACACCAGAUCAUUAAGCUGAAAACUAUUUCAGAUACAGUUUAAAGAUAAAGCCUUUAAAAUGUGAUUCUUCAUCUUGAGGUUUCCCGUCAAUGUUCUUCCACUGAUGUUAUUUUCUGUCGUGUGUUAAAAGUGUGUGUGUGUGUUGUAUUUUGGAGUCUGGGUUCAGCGGCACUCGAGAGUCGGAGCAGGAGAGCUGAUGGGUUUCGCUUUAGAGAGAGUUGUGCUACACGAGACAAAACCGAGUCACGUCGGGUUCGCUUUGGGUUGCGUUCCAUUAGUGUGACGAGCUAACCAAUAGCCAAUGAAAGAAGCUAAUAUUUGGCAGCACCAGUUGCAUACGGUUGCUAAUGUCCAAUAAUUCUGUUAUUUUUAACAAAUUCCACAAAAAGACCAAAACCAACAAUGUGUUCAGACUUCACCAGCCCGCCUGUAUUACUCAGACAAUAGUAAAGAAUAUAUUUCUUAGGAACUAUUUUUAGAGGCGAUUCUGGGAGUUUUUUGGACACCAGUGGAACUCUGUGACACAGAGGAAUGAGCUCUCAGGCUUUGGAGUAAGUUUAAGUAUAGUGUAUACUUAUUAGUAGGAUCAAUUUAUUCAUUCAUUGCUGGUUUUAGCUUCUCAAAUGUGAGAAUUUGAAUUUCUUGGGCUGUGGAAAAAUUGAACGAAACCAGUACCGCCUGAAAGAUGAGAAAAGACAUCAUUGAUAGUAAAGGAGCUAGAAGUAUUUAAAGAAGAGGGUUUGUCUCAGUGUUUCUCUCCUGCUCUGACAAAGGUAGUGACGAAGAAUCCACACAGAGCAGAGUCGUUUAUUUAAACUGGUGUCUUUGUGAAAUCCACGCAAGUUUAUUUUGGCAAUAAACAGCGAAGCUUCUUUGGUUUAAGUUAAAAUAUGAAAGACGUUCUGAAUAGAAGACUCUGCCUGAGAGCAGGAACGGCAAACAAGCUUCCAAAUUUGUCUUCUCUACAUUAGAGAUUUUUGUGAAAAAGAUCCUAUGCAGCUUUUAUUCCGUCAGCUGACCUUCCUCCUCCUCCUCCUCCUCCUCCUCAGUGUGUUUACCUGUAACGUGCCACAGCAUUUAUUUUCACCCUCAUUUAUUUAAACCUCACGUUGGAUUUAGUUCAUUGUUUUGUAUCGAGUUAUUAUUUCAUUCUUCUUUGAGCACUGUAAGGCUGAAAAGGGAAAUAUUUACCAAGUGUUUGUCUUCCAUUAAUAAUUAUUGUUUUUACAUUUUAAGUUAAAUUUCAUUCUAAGUUUAAUGAAUUAGAUUUUUGUAUUGUGUGUUUGUCGGUUUUUUAUGGACAACUCGGACGAGCGACGCAGCAGUUUGCAGCCAGUCGAGGCAUUACAGGAAGUCGGUCUAUGAGAUCUUAUUUAUCUGUUUCUGGGUUCAGCUCUUGUUGCCACUUUUGUUCACUCCACAUGUAGUGAAACAGAAAACAUCAGAUUAAAGUUUUAUCAACCUGCUCGUACUGACGACACUGUCCGCAGAGACUGCGUUGGUCACGUUACAGGACAGUUCAACAAAAACAGAAAUAAGUGGCUGAAAAUAUUUAUAGAAAUAUUUUAUAAAAAAUAAAGACCGUAUACUGUUUAAACUGCCAAUGUUCAAUUCAUGUGAAUUUAUUUUCAUUAAAAAUAUGAAAGUGA